This is a messenger RNA of Penicillium oxalicum, 1842 nucleotides long. It is a transcript of the gene alg10, whose product is annotated as dolichyl-P-Glc:Glc(2)Man(9)GlcNAc(2)-PP-dolichol alpha-1,2- glucosyltransferase. Gene Ontology annotation, molecular function: dolichyl pyrophosphate Glc2Man9GlcNAc2 alpha-1,2-glucosyltransferase activity. The record is from RefSeq and is a predicted model, not a curated record. Lineage: Eukaryota; Fungi; Ascomycota; Eurotiomycetes; Eurotiales; Aspergillaceae. The coding region runs from base 1 to 1842 and encodes 613 amino acids. Gene Ontology annotation, cellular component: endoplasmic reticulum. The transcript has 3 exons. Gene Ontology annotation, biological process: protein N-linked glycosylation; dolichol-linked oligosaccharide biosynthetic process.
AUGAGUUUGAUUUCAGAGUCAGAUAUCAGCCGUGCGGCGCGGUACGCCGUUCCCUUCGCUCUCCUCCUCAUCCCCGUCUGGCGUACCAAGGUCAACACCGAAGUUUCCGAGCCAUAUCUCGACGAGGUCUUUCAUGUCCCUCAGGCGCAGGCGUACUGGGCGCAUAAGUGGACGCAAUGGGAUUCUAAAUUGACCACUCCCCCGGGCUUAUAUCUGUGGUCUUACGGGCUUUGCGCCAUCCUUCUCGCACUGCGCGGAUCGCCAGCGAAGCUGGACACUCAAGCUCUGCGAACAACGAAUGCUGUGACGACCGGAAUCUUUCUUCCCUGGAGGCUCCAGUCAUUAUCGGAUGGGAUUCGCAAGGCUCGCAAUACACGUCCAUUAGGCGCGUGGCUCAGCCAUACAGUCCUGAACAUCUGCUUAUUCCCCCCACUCUUUUUUUUCUCCGGGCUAUACUACACCGACAUUCUCGCACUAUUGGCAGUCGUUGAAGCAUAUAAUUGGGAUCUCAAGAGAGCUUCCGCGGCAAAUUCCUUCCUUCUCUCAACCCUGGGCUUUUUGCUGUUUGGAUUGGCUGCAUUGGUGUGUCGACAGACAAACAUUUUCUGGGUCUCUGUUUUCCUCGGAGGUCUGCAGGCAGUCAGGAAGAUCAGACAAUCUUCGAAGACCUGUGAAUCUUCGGGAAUUUCUGCAAUUGUCCGAGGGGGUCUACGAAACGAGAUCUAUGAUCCGCCCGUCUCCGAAGCGUCUUUGCAAGAUUACUUCAAGACUGGUAUAUCGUUCGUGGCGGUGGCUACGAAAACUCCCAUCUCAACCGUCGCCUCUAUCUUCCCUCAUCUCGUCAUCCUCGCGGCGUUCGGUGCGUUUGUAGUGUGGAAUGACGGUGUGGUUCUCGGACAUAAGGAGUAUCACACCGCCGAAAUUCACCUCGCGCAAAUGCUCUACAUUUGGCCCUACUUUGCUUUCUUUUCUUGGCCCAUUCUAGCCAUCCCCACCCUGAAUGUUCUGCUUCCAAAGAAGCUUCUUCCACGAUAUAUCGAUUACGGUCUCCCGGAGAAGCAGAAAAAGCUGCCCAGCAUCGCUGCAACUCUGAUCGUCAUCCCUGCGAUGCUUGCCAUUGUCCAUUUCAACACCAUUGUGCAUCCUUUUACCCUGGCCGACAACCGACACUACGUCUUCUACGUGUUCCGCAUUCUUCUCCGCAUUCAUCCUGCCAUCAAGUAUGCUGCCGUACUAGCAUACUUCCUGUGCGGCUGGGCGGUGCUUUCAGCUUUUGGGUUCGCCAUCUUGCCACCUCCGCCGCGUCUUCUUCAGAUCCCAGCUGGUAUGAAGCCAGCGUCGGCUGUCUCCAAAUCUGCAGUCAAACAACAAAGUCAGGAGGCGAAAAAGCCCACCAGAUCACGCAAGUCCACCACGAAGAAGGAGGGACCCAAGCCAAGUCAACCCGAUCCUAUUACGCCAGAAGUACUGGCUCGGGUUCAACAGUCUCUCGUUCAACGCCAAAAGCAGCAAGCCGACGUGCCCCGCGUCAGCUUCGUUCUCGUUUGGCUUGCUGCCACGACUUUGUCCCUUGUGACUGCACCCCUUGUCGAGCCACGGUACUUUAUCAUUCCGUGGGUGAUGUGGCGCUUGCACCUGCCCACGUCCGUUCUCGAGGCGUUCCGACAGCGCAGACCCCGAGAUGAGAACGAAAGAACCCGCGCGGAUCUUGCUAUGAAUGCCCCCAGGUUUUUGGAGACUGCUUGGUUCAUCAUCAUCAAUUUGGUGACAGGCUAUGUCUUUUUAUACAAGGGAUUUGAGUGGCCGCAAGAACCUGGCAAGAUUCAGCGAUUCAUGUGGUAA